Molecule: messenger RNA, 873 nt
Organism: Trichoderma reesei QM6a
Lineage: Eukaryota; Fungi; Ascomycota; Sordariomycetes; Hypocreales; Hypocreaceae
Exons: 1
Coding region: 1-873 (290 amino acids)
Source: RefSeq, a predicted model, not a curated record
AUGGCCAAUCUUGUCCAAGCUCAUGCCAUCGUUGCUCCCGCCGGCCAGCUGGAUGCUCGCACCCAUCCGUCUCCCACCUGUGACCCAAGCCAGACCGUGACCCAGACGAAGACCACGACUGUCACCUCGUGGACGGCCCUGCUGACCAUCACCCUCGGCGGGCCUGGCAUCAAGACGGUCACAGAGACCACCACGACCACGGCCACAGCCUCUCCCACGUUCACGCUGCCCAGCUGUCCAACCCCGUGCCCGCCUCCUCCGUCGUGCAACAACCUCGGCUUCGACUGGGCCUACUACAACAGCUCGGCCCGCAACGCCGACACGACGUACUCGUCCUUCCACCCAGACUCCUUCAAGAAUACGGCCCCCGUCUACGUCGGCACCACCUCCUACGUGGGCGGCCUCUACGGCCAGAGCUCCACCGAGACGACGGGCCCCAUCUACGACUCCAGCCGGGUUUCCUUUGCCCUCGACUACUUCGCCCUCAACCACCACGCCUACAUCUACGCCUGCGAGGGCGGCACCUACACCGUCGACGUGCCCUAUGCCAACGAUGCCGUCUACCUGUGGACCGGCGCAAAGGCCUACUCCGGCUGGACCGACGCCAACGCCGACGCAAAGGCGCUGUACGACCAGCCGGACCACGUCGCCGGCCGCUCGAGCUUCCGCUUCAACGUCCCGGCGGACACGUACGUGCCCGUGCGCUUCUUCUACGGCCAGGCGCAGUACGGGGGUGGCUUUUCUUUCAACGUGACUGCGCCGAGCGGGCAGGUGAUUGUGAGCGAUCGGGAGACGUUUAGUCCGUACGUGGUGCGGUAUUCGUGUGAUGGGACGACGGCGCCUGCGUUUCCGGCUUUUGGGAGGGAGACUUGA